Molecule: messenger RNA, 8316 nt
Organism: Leptopilina boulardi
Lineage: Eukaryota; Metazoa; Arthropoda; Insecta; Hymenoptera; Figitidae
Gene: Not1
Product: CCR4-NOT transcription complex subunit 1
Exons: 16
Coding region: 287-7480 (2397 amino acids)
Biological process (GO): nuclear-transcribed mRNA catabolic process, deadenylation-dependent decay
Cellular component (GO): P-body; CCR4-NOT core complex
Molecular function (GO): molecular adaptor activity
Source: RefSeq, a predicted model, not a curated record
ACUUCUAUUGUGAUGUCGAGUGUGCGAGUCUAUUGUAUAAAUUAUAAAGAAGUAGUGCAGUGUGUUGGCUAUAUUUUCUAAAAAAAAAAGUUACAAUUUUCAUAGAUUUUCCGUUGUUCUCGCCAUGACGUUAAUCUAAAAUUGUUUAAAAAAUACUGAUCCCGAUGUUGGUCGUAGCAUGUAAUUUACAUGCUUUUAAAGAGGAAAAAAUCCGGGGAGACAAAUCGUGGAUACCGAAGAAAGCUUCAAACGUGUUUGAAGCUUUCGAGGUCGUAUUCAUGGAACUAUGAACCUGGACUCGUUGUCUUUUACUUUGUCACAAAUCAGUUAUUUGGUUGCGAAGUUAAAUAAAAGAAAUUUUGAAGGAAGCUGCCAGGAAAUAUCAACUUUAGUACAGGGGAAGGGUUUGGAGGCAGACAGACAUUUACUGCGCUGUUUGCUUUCUAGUGUUGACUUUUCAACGGAAGAACCACCAGAACCUAGUGCAAAAGACUAUUAUCAAGUUCAGCUUCUUAAACAAGAACUUACUGCCCUUUUAAAUAAACCCUCCCUUAUUUCGAACAUUUGUUUCGCUUUUGAUCGUCCACUGCUUCAACAAAAGACUUUAAAUCCAUCGCCAAAGUUUUUUUUACAACUGCAAAAAGUUAUUGGUCUCUCUAUAGUACAACUUGUUGUGAUUGAAAUUGCCUUUCAACAUUCAGAGAAUCCUGAACUUCAAUCAUUAGCAUUAGAGGAUCUUCAGAAACAAUUACCGGAUUUAGUCAAAUAUUAUAUUCAUUCUGAGAUUGGUAAAAAACAAAGUGAAGAAUUAAACGAAUUCACACCUGAGGUUUUACAUUUGAUUUUAUUUUACAUUUUUCACGAAGCUCAACAGAUUGAAUUAAUAAGUGAGAUAAAAGAAAAAUUUCUCAAAGCUUUGAGACGGGACUUUCCUCGUGAUCUGGUGCCAGUGGUGUUAUUACCACUUUUGUAUCCAGGAGACGAGGAAACGCCUCAGGAUAUUCUGCAAACUAUGUCGUCCACUCAAAUGGAUGGAAACGCUCUAGUUGAGCUCAUAAUGGAAUUAGGUUAUGGGUUUACAAAUAGUGUCGAGGAAUGUAGAGCGGCAUUAACUGGACUUGGUGCUCGUGAAAUUUCCGCAUCAUGUGUGGCACGAGUUUUAUCACACAUGGCUCGUACUUGUACGGGUCUCGAAGAUACCGGUGGUUUGCAGUCAUUUUGGUCGAAUUCAAAUUCAGGACAAGACUCAAACAAGGAUAAAUCAUCUGAUGGUGGAGCAAAAACAUGGAAUGUCGAAGUUUUUGUUCAAACUUUAAAAGAUAUGUCGUCGCUACAAUGGAAUGAUGUAAUCAUACAGCUUGAUCAUGCAAAAUUUCUUGUUAAAGAUCGACAAGGAUUAAAGCUUUUAAUUACUGGAUUAAAAUUAGGUCUUCAACUACAAGGUUUUCCUCUCGAUGUAUUUCCUGUUGAAUUAUUCUACAGGCAUUGGGAAAAUGUUGAGGGUCAAUUUUCUCUAGUGCAACAAAUUCUAAAACAUCCAGAUAUUUUUUGUUUUGCUGACUAUCCAUAUCAUUCGGUAACUGUCGAUGUAUUGAAAGCUGCACCUGAAGGUGAUAGUAAAGAAGCUCAAAGUUGGAGAUCAUUAAAUGUGAUUGAACUUCUAUUGUAUAUUGCUGAAAGAGGAUUUUAUGCACCAGUUCAAGAAGUAUUUAAAUGGCCAAUACAACACUGUCCUGAUGUUCUUGUUUUAGCCUUACUUCAAAUAAAUCCCCCAUUUACGUUAUUAAGGCAAGAACUACUUAGUACAUUAAUGCCAAUUUUCUUUGGUAAUCAUCCAAAUUCCGCUGUGAUAUUGCAUCAUGCUUGGCAUGUAAAUAAUCUCAUGAUAAAAACUAUAAUAAUGCAAGCAUUAGCUGAAUGGUACUUACGUGGUGAUCAUGAUCAAACAAGAUUGUCACGAAUUUUAGAUGUAGCACAAGAUCUCAAAGCAUUAUCAGCCCUUCUUAAUGCACAAUCAUUUCCUUUUGUUAUUGAUCUUGCGUGCUUAGCAUCGAGAAGAGAAUAUUUAAAAUUGGAAAAAUGGCUAACUGAUAAAAUACGAGAACAUGGAGAACAUUUUGUCACUGCUUGCGUGAAAUUUUUACAAAGAAGAUGUCCACAAGUCACAGGAUCGGGUAUUAAAGAAGAUCCAACAGUUCCAAAAGCGAGUCAACUACCACAAGAAACACUUACAACAAUUCUUGCAUGUCUGCAAGUUUGCGCUGGAAAUGUUUCUCCAGACUGCGCUGAAGCUAUUAUGACAAUGGUACAAAAUUGUAGUUUAAUGCUAAGUAAAGGAACAAUGAGUAGACCACCUCCACCGGGAGUUUUGAGACACAGGGCUCUUGAACCUUUUAAUCCUGCAACAUUGAACAGCCAAUUAUUCACCUCGAAACAAGUGGAUCCAUUGGCGAAUUUGGGAACAAGCCUUGCAUCCAUGGGACUCAGCUCUAGUCUUGGACCACCAAGUAGUUCUGCAUUUAAUUUACCCGGAGCAUUGGGACCUUUGGUUUCAGCUCCCGGUUCUCCAUCGCGAUUAAUGGGACCCUCACCAAAUCCAUUUCCAAUAAUAUCACAAAUUCAUUCAGGACCAGUUGGUACACCAGGACCAUCAGUUAUUGCCAGUGGUACAGCAAUUGGUGGUUUAGCACGUCUUGAACCAUUGGGUGGAAUAGAGAAAGCAAGACUUACCGAUACAACGAAUACCUUUCCUGAUAUGACACAAAAUUUUUCCAAAGAAAUUGAAGACGAAGCAAAUAGUUAUUUUCAACGAAUUUACAAUCAUCCACCACAUCCAACAUUAUCAAUUGAUGAGGUUCUCGAUAUGUUGAAAAAAUUCCAAGAUUCAGGAAGUAAACGAGAGCGUGAUGUCGUUAAUUGUAUGCUUCGUAAUCUUUUUGAAGAAUACAAAUUCUUUCCCCGUUAUCCAGAUAAAGAAUUACAUAUUACAGCACAAUUAUUCGGUGGAAUUAUUGAACGUGGUUUGGUAAAUAGUUACGUAACAUUGGGACUUGCAUUGAGAUUUGUUUUAGACGGUCUUAGAAAACCCGAAGGCGGUAAAAUGUAUUAUUUUGGUAUAGCCGCAUUGGAUCGUUUUAAAAGUCGUUUAAAAGAUUAUCAAACAUAUUGUGAACAUGUACGAGUGAUACCGCAUUUCAGUGAAUUCCCUAGUCAUUUGAUUGAAUAUGUUGAAUUUGGACUUCAAGGUCAAGAGCCACCUUCCCGACCUCAAGGUCCAGUUGUACCAAAAAAUGUCAUGCUGCCUCCUCCUGUUACUACUCCUUAUAAGACUUUAACAACGACUACGAUUACGACAAGUACAACGCAAUCGAAACCUGCGACAACAUCGACCGCAUCUCUUUCAACUAGGCCUUCCAUAGCAAAUGCGACAAACAUCGAUACACUUCUUGUAGCUACAGAUAAAGAAGAAAAAAUAACAUCACCACCAGAAGCAUUACAAGACAAAACUGCCUUUAUUUUCAACAAUCUAAGUCAGCUGAAUUUACAACAAAAAUGUGAUGAAAUCAAAGAUAUAGUCACUGAAGAAUAUUGGCCCUGGAUGGCACAAUAUUUAGUAAUGAAACGAGCCAGUAUUGAACUCAAUUUUCACGCUCUUUAUUCAAAUUUUCUCGAUUGUUUGAAAAUACCCGAAAUUAAUAAAAUGGUCACCAGAGAAACAUUUAGAAAUAUUAAAGUUCUUCUUCGCAGUGAUAAAGGAAUCGCUAACUUUUCGGAUAGAUCUCUUCUUAAGAAUCUUGGCCAUUGGUUAGGAAUGUUAACUCUUGGACGUAAUAAACCAAUAUUACAUAUUGAUAUUGAUUUAAAAAGUCUAUUGGCCGAAGCAUAUCAUAAAGGCCAACAAGAGCUACUUUAUGUCGUACCCUUUGUUGCCAAGGUUCUAGAAAGCUGUGCAAAAAGUCGCGUUUUUCGUCCUCCAAAUCCAUGGACAAUAUCAAUUAUGAAUGUUCUCGCUGAACUCCAUCAAGAGCCAGAUUUAAAACUCAAUCUUAAAUUUGAAAUUGAAGUACUUUGUAAAAAUUUAAGUAUCGAUGUCGCUGAAUUAAAACCCUCGAUCUAUUUGAAAGAUCCUGAAAGAUUACGCAAUUUGGAAUAUCAAUUGUCACAUCCCAAUAAAAAACACGAGACAAGCAAUAAUCAACAGCAACAAUCGCAAGGACAAAUUGAAGAAUUGGUCGGACCAACGACAACUGUUCCAAUGAUUGCACAAACAGCACCGCCUAUUAAUACAACACCUUCAUUACCCACUGGUCAACCUGAACCGAGAUUUAAUUAUGUGGACAUUACCGUUACUGGAAUUACAAAUAUUGCUCCACAUAUUACCAUAAACAAUCAAUUGCCCAUUUUGCAAGCACAUCCACAAUUGAAACAAUUUGUCCGUCCAGCUGUUGAGAGAGCAAUUCAAGAAUGGAUUCAUCCAGUCGUUGAUCGUUCAAUUAAAAUUGCAUUAACAACAAGUGAACAAAUAGUAAGAAAAGAUUUUGCAUUAGAUUCCGAUGAGAAUAGAAUGCGUCAAGCUGCACGUCACAUGGUACGUAAUUUAACGGCAGGCAUGGCAAUGAUAACAUGCAGAGAUCAAAUUUUAGCGUCAAUAAGCACAAAUUUAAAACAAAAUUUCUUAAAUGCCAUGAUUGGCCAUACACCACAACAAAAAGAGCUUGUUGAUCAAGCAGCAAAUGUAAUAGCCAAUGAUAAUAUGGAACUUGCUUGUGCGUUUGUUCAAAAAACAGCAAUUGAAAAAGCCGUACCCGAAAUGGAUAAGAGGCUAAUGAAUGAAUUUGAAUUGAGAAAAAUUGCACGACAAGAAGGACGACGUUAUUGUGAUCCAUUGGUGAAAUAUCAAUCGGAAAGAAUGCCCGAACAAGUGAGAUUAAAAUUAACUGGCGUAACACCACAUCAAAUGGCUGUUUAUGAAGAAUUUGCAAGAAAUAUUCCUGGAUUUCAACCAAUGACUGAUCGUGAUUCGAGAGCAUUGUUUAUGCCUAAACCAAUUAGUGGACCAAUGCAGUUUGCUGCUAAUCCAGCAGUAGCUGCAGCAACAGUACAGCAAGUAGCAGCUUAUGCUGCAGCAGCAGUUAGUACUGAUGAAAUUGGAGCUAUGUUGGAAAAACUUGCGUCUGAAGUUGAGCAUUUAUUAGCAGCAAUGGGACCUGCAGCACCACCUCCACAGCAAGUUGCUCUUCAUAGUCUUCUUGAAGCUAUCAUUGCGACUAGGAGAGCUCGAGAUGCCAACACAGCAUUAACUUUGCUAAAGAAGGCUGUCGAGGGUUUAAUGGACUGUCCAAUUGUCACGAGUGGAGUUAUGGAAUCCGAGACUAUUCUACGAUUUCGUGAUUUGCAUGUUCGAAUUUUAAAAUGCUUACAAGAUCAAAGAGCCUAUGGUAUGCAGUGGACAAAUAAAAAUGUAACUCGGUGUUUAAUAGAAUGCAGAGAAGAAUUUCGAUAUAAUUUCGAAGCAAUCGAUUGUUUAAUAAGAUCACAUUUGUUGAUAUUGUCACAAUACGACAUGGCUCUAGCACAAGCGAUGGAAAAUGGAAGUGCAAUUGCAACUGCGUUUGCUAUGCAAUUGAUACAACUUUAUUUAGUGGAAGAAAGACAAACAACUCACGUUACAGAAUCUGAUCUUUACAAUACUAUUGAGAUUCUUGUAAGAAUGGCACAUCUUAGAACUCCACCAGAAGGUAUCAUGCUCUAUAGAUUGACAAACUUGAUUGAUUCUCUAAGAGCAAAUCACGAUCCUGGUGUACUUGCUGAUAGAAUGCCAGCUGGACCAACAGCUCAUAUUCAUUCUGGAAUAAUGCAAGCAAAAGUAAUUGCACGUGAUUAUGAUGAUCCACCGGGUUUAUUUGAAAAGACAGAAUUUCUAUUGAGAGAAUGGGUACAAAUGCAUCAUAGCGCAACACAUGCUCGUGAUCCAACAAAAGCAUUCAGUACUUUUGUUCAUCAUAUGAAUAUACAUGGUAUUUUGAAAACAGAUGAUUUGAUAACGAGAUUUUUUAAAAUUAGCACUCAAAUGUGUGUAGAUUUGUGCUAUAGAGCUCUCGUUGAACCCAGUGCGGGUGCAUCUGCAAUUCGUGCCAAAUGUUUUCACACUUUGGAUGCAUUUGUUCGUCUUGUUGCACUUCUCGUUAAACAUUCAGGCGAUACAACAAAUACUCACACAAAAAUCAAUUUAUUGAAUAAAGUCCUUGGCAUUGUCGCUGGAGUAUUGCUUCAAGAUCAUGAAAUUCGUCAAUGUGAUUUUCAACAAUUGGCUUACCAUCGGAUAUUUAUAAUGCUCUUCCUGGAACUUUGUGCCCCGGAACCAGUUUUAGAGGCGAUUAAUUUCCAAGUACUGACUGCCUUUUGUCACACUCUUCAUAUUCUUCGUCCAGCUAAAGCAUCAGGCUUUUGUUAUGCAUGGUUAGAACUUGUUUCUCAUCGUGUAUUUAUUGGACGAAUGCUUGCCAUUACACCACAACAAAAAUGUUGGGGAAUGUACGCUCAAUUGUUGAUUGAUUUAUUCAAAUAUCUUGCACCUUAUUUGAGAAAUGCUGAACUCGCAAAACCAGUCACUUCACUUUAUAAGGGAACAUUGCGUGUGCUUCUUGUUCUACUUCAUGAUUUUCCAGAAUUUCUCUGUGAUUAUCAUUAUGGAUUUUGUGAUGUGAUUCCACCAAAUUGUAUCCAAAUGAGAAAUUUAAUUCUCAGUGCAUUCCCAAGAAAUAUGCGUCUACCUGAUCCGUUCACUCCAAAUUUGAAAGUUGAUAUGCUACCAGAAAUUGCUCAUGCACCAAGAGUUCUCACUAAUUUUGCAUCAAUGAUUCAGCCGCCAAAUUUCAAAAAAGAACUCGAUUCUUAUUUGAAAGCACGUGCACCAGUUACAUUUUUAUCUGAAUUGAGAAGUAAUUUACAAAUUUCUCAAGAGGCUGGAUCAAGAUAUAAUAUUCAAUUGAUGAACGCUCUUGUAUUAUAUGUUGGAACUACGGCAAUAACAUUUAUUAGAGGCAAAGGACACACGCCUAAUAUGUCAACGAUCGCUCAUUCGGCACAUAUGGAUAUAUUCCAAAAUUUGGCAGUCGAUCUCGAUACUGAGGGAAGAUAUUUGUUCUUGAAUGCAAUUGCCAAUCAAUUGAGAUAUCCAAAUAGUCAUACUCAUUAUUUCAGCUGUACACUUUUGUAUCUUUUCGCUGAAGCAAACACCGAAGCUAUUCAAGAGCAAAUAACCCGUGUCUUACUUGAAAGACUUAUUGUUAAUAGACCUCAUCCAUGGGGAUUACUUAUCACAUUUAUUGAAUUGAUUAAGAAUCCAACGUACAAAUUUUGGACCCAUGAAUUUGUUCACUGUGCCCCUGAAAUUGAAAAAUUAUUGGAGUCUGUGGCACGUUCGUGUAUGGUUCAAAAGCAGGUGCAGUCAAACACCGAAUCAGAAAUUCCAGAGUGAUAGUACAUUUUAUCCUUUUUCUUGUCAAUUUUAUGUACAGUAAAAAACUCGUAAAUAUUACGAAAAAUCGCGUGUAAAAACGUUUGUUAAAAUUACGACUAGGUGUAUUAUACUUUAGGUUCCUUUUUUUUUUUAAUGAAAUAUUUUCUUUUUUUCUAAUAGGUAGGUAGUAGUAAGAUAUAUAUUAAUGAUUCGAGGAAAAAAAACAAAUUAAAAAAUAAUACGUGAUACGAAUGUGUUAAUAUUUUAAUAAAAUGAUAUCAUUGCCAUUGACAAAAAAAAAUGAAGCAAUGAAGAUGAAUAUUCAAUCUCCGUGAUUUGCGUCUUAUAAAUGACGUUUCGCCAAUGAAUGUACGGAGUAUUGUAUUUUAUAUACCAUAGGUAUUAUCAUUUAGUUAUAAAUAUUGCAAAGAAAACCAAUUUUGGAGAUUAUUCUAAGAGAAAAAAAAAUGAACUACAGUGUUCAAAUAGAUUAUGAUAUAGAAAAAUCUUUUCAGUUUAUCAACUAAUUUUCAAGUUUAUAAUAUAAAUAAAAAAAAAAAAAAACUAAUGUAAUAGUCAAAUGUUGACGAUCCGAACUAUAAAUAGACUAUAUAAUUAAUUCUUGGUAAGAACUUGAUUUAAUACACAGUAUCAUCAGAAUUAAAAGAAAUGAAAAAGACAAAGUCUCGAAAUGUGUACUUGGAAAAACCCACAGUAGAUAAAAAAAAUAGUUCUGUGGUAUUGUACGAACAUGUAAGUACCUUUUGUAACUUUACAUUUCGAAAGGAUGAAUAGUUCAACACAAUCAUUAUGUAAAUGUCGUUUAAUAAAUAAUAAUACAAUUUUCUGUGUAA